UCUCAUCUCCUUCGAAGUUUAUAAACACAAGCACCCGCCAUUAUUCCAGGUGAGCUCGCUCGCUGAAACGAGAACGGAAGAGGGAAGCGAAGAUGAGCGAGCCGGUGAAGCUGCUGGGCUCCUUCGGUAGCCCGUUCACGCACCGCGCGGAGGCGGCGCUGCGGCUGAAGGGAGUGGCCUACGAGUUCAUCCAGGAGGACCUGGGCAACAAGAGCGAGCUGCUGCUCCGGCACAACCCGGUCCACAAGAAGGUGCCGCUGCUCCUCCACGGCGACCGUGCCGUCGCGGAGUCGCUUGUGAUCGUGGAGUACGUCGACGAGGCCUUCGAGGGCCCGCCCCUUCUCCCUCUCGGAGACCCCCUAGCCCGCGCGGCCGCCCGCUUCUGGGCGCAGUUCGCCGUGGACAGGUGUUCGAGGACGCUGUUCAAGGCGCUGUGGACGCCGGACGGCGAGGCUCGGAGGGGGUUGGUGGCGGAGACGAAGGGGAACCUGGCGCUGAUGGAGGCGCAGCUGGAGGGGAGGAGGUUCUUCGGAGGCGACGAGAUCGGGUACCUCGACAUCGCCGCCAGCGGGCUCGCGUGGGUCACGGUGCUGGAGGAGCUCGCCGGAGUGGAAAUGAGCGUGAUCGGCGAGGAGGAGUUCCCUGCCCUGUGCCGGUGGCGCGGGGAGUACACCUCCCAUGAAGCCGUGAAGGCGUGCUUGCCGAGCAGGGACCAGAUCGUGGCCUUCUACGCUGGAAUGAAGGAAAGACUCGCGCUCCUUGCCAAGUCAAUGCAAAAGUAAAAAUUGUCUGUAGCUCUUGCUGCUUGCGUGGGAUGCAUACUAGAGGUACUGAACUUUGAUGAUGAUUGUGCUUGUGUACCGUUAUGGCUCUGAAUAAUUUUGGCGUUUGUUCACUAAAAGGGAAAAAAAUGUUAUACAGUAGUAUUUCUGAAGUACACCUACGGGCGACGCCGCUGGUUUAGCAAACUGAAGAACUCCCUAACGUUAGUAGGCAAACUCUCUAAAUCGGUCUUAUUGCUUGGGCUCCUUUUGAAUUUUCCAUUGA
This is a messenger RNA of Lolium perenne, 1047 nucleotides long. Lineage: Eukaryota; Viridiplantae; Streptophyta; Magnoliopsida; Poales; Poaceae. The record is from RefSeq and is a predicted model, not a curated record.